Mesocricetus auratus (golden hamster) is the source of this 5593-nucleotide messenger RNA. It is a transcript of the gene Ccser1, whose product is annotated as coiled-coil serine rich protein 1. The transcript is spliced from 12 exons. The record is from RefSeq and is a predicted model, not a curated record. Bases 385 to 3069 code for a protein of 894 amino acids. Lineage: Eukaryota; Metazoa; Chordata; Mammalia; Rodentia; Cricetidae.
CCCCGCGGCCCCGCGGCGCACACCGCCGCCCACCCGCGGCCGCCGCGCGCCCCGCCCGCUCCCAUCCCCGAGAGCUCAUCAUGACUGACUGCGAAGCUCUGGCGGAGCAGCUGCGGUGGCGCAGGCGGGAGCGGCGGGAGGAGUGCUGAAGACAGCGGCCGAACGACCGACCGAGAAGAGUGGACGCCGCGUCGGGACCGGCCCGCAGCUCCAGAAUCCUGUCUUGAGCCCCUCCUGGCACUUCAUGCACUGGUCGUUGGUGGGACUAUGAACAAGAGACACACAAUCUUUGCUUCUUCUUGGGAAAGAUGUCAAGAACCACUUGGAAGAACAAACAGUAAAGGCUGCUAAGUUGGCUAUCGCAGUGUAAGCCUCAGGGUCCCAAUGGGGGACUCAGGAUCAAGACGAUGUACCCUGGUCUCCCGGUUGCCAAUAUUCAGGAAAAGUAUUAGUAGAAGACAUGACUCUCUCCCUUCUUCACCCUCUUCGAGUAACACCGCUGGUGUCCACAGCUCCUCCCCUUCUAGCACAAACUCCAGCUCAGGGAGCAUGGGGAAACGCAGGAGCAUAUUCCGGGCUCCCUCCAUCAGCUUCCACCACAAGAAGGGGAGUGAACCUAAGCCAGAACCUACCGACCAGAACCUUAGUAUUUCCAAUGGUGCUCAACCCAGUCACAGCAAUAUGCAGAAACUAAGUUUGGAGGAACAAGUCAAAACCAGGGGAGGACAUUCUGUGGGUUUUAGUAGUUCUCGAAGUAAGAAGAUAACAAGAUCUCUGACAGAAGAUUUUGAAAGGGAAAAGGAGCCUUCAACCAAUAAGAACGUCUUUAUAAAUUGUCUAAGUUCUGGCAGAAGCGAAGGGGAUGAUUCUGGAUUCACAGAAGAACAAACUCGACGUUCUCUUAAACAGUCAACAAAGAAGCUUCUCCCCAAAUCCUUUUCAUCUCAUUCCAGAUUUUCGAAGUCAGUUCCACAGAGCCAAUCCAAGUCAUUAGUACAGCAGCCUGAGUUCUCUCUGGCGAUAGCACAGUACCAGGAGCGAGAGCCUGCCUUAGGAAGACCUUCCCCUUCUUGCUCCGCGGAUGUAACCGAGCAUGCAGGAAGUUCCUUACAAUCCCCUCUGCUUUCCACAGACCUGACCACAGCUCAAACCCCUUCCGAAUUCUUGGCCUUGACUGAAGACUCUUUGUCUGAGGCAGAUGCCUUUCCUAAAAGUGGAAGCACGGCAUCCCACUGCGACAACUUUGGUCACAAUGAUGCUACCUCUCAGCCCACCCCUGGUCUCACCGCUGUCACAAAGACAGCAAUGGAAUUUGUGGGGACUGUGCCCUGUAUGAUGAUGUCUCCUGGGAGGUACAGGCUAGAUGGCCGGUAUGGCAACGAAUUGCAUUCUUUACCAGAGACCUCUGCUGCAAACCAGGAAGAUGUGUUGCUGCAAAGCACUGGGGCCCUUGUUAGGAAUGUGAGUGACCCAGAGACCCACCUGCCAGCUGGUCAUCAAGGAGAAGAGAAACCCACUGCUGAACCAAUGCCAAGGACCAGCUCGCCCAGGAUACUGGGCUCCUAUGACCAGCACAAGUUGCUGGCUGACCGCAUUAAAGGAGUCCACCCAGUUUCAGACUCAAGAGUAAUCCCUUCAUCUGGGGAUCAUCAUGUUUUUAACAAAACAUCCUAUGGAUAUGAAGGAAGUGCUGCCAAAGUUCUUGCCAGUAGCCUCAGUCCGUAUCAUGAAGGAAGAUACAUAGAGCGGCGGCUGCGGUCCUCGUCUGAAGGGACAGCAGGGAGCAGCAGAAUGGUCUUAAAGCCGAAGGAUGGGCACGCUGAAGCCAGCAGCUUAAGAAAGCCCAGAGCCGGGUCCUCGUCCUCCAAAAUGAACAGUCUGGAUGUUCUAAAUCAUUUGGGAUCCUGUGACCUGGAUGAAGAUGAUCUAAUGCUUGAUUUAGAAUUUUUGGAAGAACAGAAUCUUCAACCCCCAGUUUGCCGGGAAGAUUCUUGCCAUUCUGUAAUGUCAUGCGCAGCUGUCCUUCUCAGCCCUGUGGACCCAACAAGAGAAAUGAAGAAGCUAGAAGAACCAAAAUGUCCUGAGCCUUCCAAACAGAGCCUUUCCCUGAAAAUAGCAAAAGACAUUGAUCAAGAAGCCCGGUGUUCCCAUGUCAGCCGAAUGCCCAACAGCCCCUCUGCAGAUUGGCCCCUGCUGGGAGUGGAGGAAAAUGGAGGUAUAGAUUCCCUGCCAUUCAGACUGAUGCUACAGGAGUGCACGGCAGUGAAGACACUGUUACUAAAGAUGAAGAGAGUGCUUCAAGAGAGUGAUGUGAGCCCUUCCAGCAGUACCGCCUCACUUCCCAUCAGCCCUCUCACGGAAGAGCCACUGCCUUUCAAGGAUAUAGUGAAAGAUGAAUGCUCAAUGCUGAAACUGCAACUGAAAGACAGGGAUGAGCUCAUUUCUCAACUACAAGCAGAGCUGGAAAAAGUACAGCAUUUACAGAAGGCUUUUGCUUCACGAGUAGAUAAAUCCACACAGACUGAACUUCUGAGCUGUGAUGGUUUAAGCUUGAAACGACUGGAGGCAGUACAAGGCGGGAGAGAGUCUACAUACCGGAAUCGAACCAUGAGCCAAAGUCUCAGCACAAGGGACAGAAAAGCAAUACAUACUCCCACCGAGGACCGUUUUAGACACUCCACAGUUGACCAGACAAGUCCCUACAAGAACAUCUAUCAACUCCCAGGUCUAUGUCUAAGCAAUUUCUUGAAGGACAAAGAACUAGGAGGAGUUAUGAAACAUUCAAGGGGUACUUACGAAGCCAUCACCUCAGAAGUGACACAGAACUCGAGGACCACUGUGGGACCAAGCAUUCUGAAGCCAGCAACGAAGACAGAAGGACUCUCCAUGACCCUGGAGAAACCAAAGGAACCAACAUCUCUAUCCCGACAGCACUCGACCUUCACAGGCAGGCUUGGACAGCCACCCAGAGGACCUAUCUCCUUACACACAUACAGCAGGAAGAAUGUUUUUCUCCACCACAAUUUACAUACCACAGAGUUUCAGACCCUGGGCCAGCAGGAUGGGUAGUUAGGUCCUUACCCUGUGAACAUGUAGAUGGCUACUGCUCCAUGUGCCAUGUAAGAGUGGUCAUGUCCAUUUUACUUGUUUCAUUUUUAGCUGUAAACAAAGACUUUUUUAUUUUAUUUCCAAGGAUGACGGUUUGAGUAUGUUGACUUACUAGGUUGGAUUGUGCAGAUUUUGAUCUCUCUAUAGUAAUACACAUGUAUAAUGAGUGGAAUCACCUUGCUGUCUGACAUAGUAUAUAAGUUAUUUAUAUUUUUUUCUGUAUCACUUGCUGAUAUGCAUUGAGAUUUCAGAUGGUAAUGUCAAAUAGCUCUCUGUUUAUGGUGUUACUAUAAAGUAGGUUAGAGGAAUGAGUAUAGAAAGGAACUGUACAGGUUUAGUUUAAAUAGUUGCUAGAAAGAGCAGAACAAACUAAAACUUAUAGUAGAUGGUGUGUUUCUUAGUGGAAUGAAGCUUGUGUGCAUGUAACAUGAGACAUCUUUGUCUCUCUAUUACAUACAUUCAAGCUUAUGGAGCUAUUGGGAGGGAAGGACCAUUUCUUUCGUUUUGAAGUGUUUAGUUACACUAGUUCACAAAGGAUAGAGAGCCACAGCUCUGCACUUUACAAAACAUUGUGUUUUUUUUUUAUUUCUACUGUUAUAUAAGUUUCACAGAGUCAGCUAAAAUUUUCCAAAUGGCACACUUUGUGGGUAUUGUCAUAGAUAAAUGAGAAUCCUUUUUCUUUAAAUUUCAAGGGUUUAGUAUUCUAAACAAUAUAUAUUCUUUUACUUCACUUUCUUUGUAUUUUCAAAAUAUUCAUUUAUUUUUAUACGCAUCUAGGUUUACUUUAUACUCACUAACCUAUGGUGUUUUAGUUAAUAAUGAGAAAAGCCCCUUAUCAUUUUGUUUUUUGUAACAGAUACAUAAACUCUGGCUAUGCACUCUACUAGAUUUGCAAAAGAAAGUAAAAUAUGUGAACUUUGGCCAUUUGAUCUGUGAAAUAAAUCACUAACGAAAAUGCUUCAAUCUCAUUUGGUGACAUACGUUAGUCUUUGACAUGUGAGGUCUGAUAUUUUGCAUAUUUAAGUGCAUAGGAGAUAGAUUAAGAGAACUAAAUAGAAAGAUCAUGUUUGUUUAGUAACAGAAGAAUAUCAAAUGGCAGUUGCCUUAGGGAAAGAUCAGGGCUAGUAACUACCCAUAUUCAGUAUGGUGGGUAUAUUGAAACUGUUAAACCUACUGCAUGUCCUGUUUUUCAUGCAUUCUCUAACAGACAGUCCCCAUCAGCAUGCACAAAUGAGAUGAACAAAUGCGAAAUGACAAGGUAGUUCUAGCAUGCCAUCUGACAAAGCUGUUAAAGUUAAACCUACCCCUAAUAUGCAUCACCUAAUAGGAAAAUGGAUUUGAACUCUACCCUUUGGGGAGAACCCUGAGAUGCCUGUCCCAGCUUUAACUACUGAAGUUUGGCUAUGUUGUACUUAUUUUAUUUUGCUGACGAAGACAUACAUCAUGCAAAUUUUCUUUGGUGUUUGCUUCACGCGUGUGUUUAUAAUUCUGUUUAAGAUUAAAAGAUACUCGAGCUUGCUGCCUAACAUUUCCAGCAUCUUCUAGAAGCUGCAAAAGUCAUGUAGAUGUGCAUUAUGAGCUGGACAAUAUUUGUGAAAUUAUAAGAAAAACGUUAGUUGUAUAAUUCAGCUUGAUUUGUACUGAGAGUUGGUUUCUAUUCUUAGAAUAUUUUAAUCUUGUAAAUACCCAAGCACGAUAAACAAAACCUGUUUGUUUGCUUGUUUUUUUCUUUUUUUUCCCUACCAAAAUAGGGAAGAAUAUGUAAAGAAAUAGGUAAUGUUUUUAAGUUGCAUUUUGAAGCUUAUGGUUAUGUUUUCUUGAAAGAUAGCUUUUGAAUUAUUCUUUGUAAGAAUUAAUCUAUUUAAAAAAUCCUGUCAUUUAAUAGACAUUUUAAGAGAUGUUUUAAACACUAGUAUUUUCUUGACAAACCUUUUUUAAAUGGAAACAUUCAAAAAGAAACCCUGCAUUAACCUGUUCAAUUUUGAAAGGGAGGGUAUUUUUGGAAUGAUCACUUUGAGACUGUUUUGUAUCAGUAUUUUCAUCAUGGUUCCAGUUUCAUUAGUAAUACCCAGUGUGACUCAGGCAUGGAGAAGUUGUAAGCCGACUGUGUUAAUGCAGGUCAAUAACAAUGGCUUGGGGUUCUGUUCAAAGUUCCUUCAUGUGGCUAUCCUAAGUCCUAACAACCUUGUGUGGGCAUUCUUUCAGAGCACUGAUUUCUUUGUACUAAAAUCUCUAGUUUUCUAAGACUGUUCCACAUAUUAAAUGGUUUUCUACAUUUCUCCAAGGCGGGACAUAUCCAAAGACAUGAUGCCAGGGAAAAAGUGCUUGUUUUUCUGAUGAAGCAAUGGUCUCCUCCUUUUUCUUCUUUGCAUGUAUUUGUGUAGGUAGCUUGAAUAACCAUGUAACACUUCUGCUGCAGACUUUUCUCAACAUAGGAAGAGUCAUUCCUUGUCUACCUGAAAUAAAUGAUUCCCACUUUUGUAAA